GAUAUUUUAGUCUGUCUGGCGGCCUGCCCGCGCCGGUGGAUUCCGCGGCACGUCGGUCAGCGCGGCCCACUGAGCCCGGAGGCGGGCCGGGCGCGGCGAGUGGGCGGGUCCGCCGCGUCCACCGGUGUCUGAUCUGGACGUCUCUGCGUUGCAGACGGCUGCGGGCCCGGCGCCGGCGGCGGUGGCGGGCCCGGCAGUGUGCCCCGUGCCUCUGACGGAGCACUCGGAGACUCCGACCUCCGAGAUUGUCUUGCUGGAGGUGGAUCCGCCUCCUCCGCCGCCGCCGGAGCCGGAGCCGGAGCCGGAGCCCGGGCCGGAGCCGCUCGACGGACAGUACCGGUGUUCUGAAUGCGGCAAGACUUACUCACGAGCUCAUUAUUUCGUGCGUCACGUGCGCUCGAGGCACGGCCGGGUGGUGUCGAUGGCGCCGCCGUGCUGCCCCGUCUGCCAGCGUGUCUUCUCGUCUCGCCAGGCGCUGGAAACCCACUGGCGCAUCCAUAAGGGCGAACUACCGUUCGCGUGUGAGGUCUGCGGCCGCCGGUUCCGGCAGAGCCGUCAUCGGGACGAUCACGCGCGCACGCACACCGGCGAGCGGCCGUACGCGUGCCAGCAGUGCAGCUGCACGUUCGCGCACGCGCAGACGCUGGCGCAGCACCAGCGGAUGCACGCGGGAGUGCGACGUCACGCCUGCCCGUCCUGCCCGCGGCGCUACGGCCGCGCCGACAGACUGCGGGAACAUCAGCUCAAAGUGCACGGCGUGCCCGGUCAGCCGCGGCAGGUGACGCCGCCGCGAAGGACGCGACAGCGGACUCGGCGGGCUGCCGAGGCUCCCGGGACUCAAUCGCAGGAACCUGAAGCGCCGCUAGACUAUCUUCAGUUACCUGAACUAGAGACUGAGGGAGAGGUGCCUCCCCCGGCGGCGCUGGCGGAGCGAGAGGCGCAGCACGCAGACUCCCUGGCUCUAGCGGCAGCGCACGACGCCCUGUCACUGCUGGAGUCGCCCGAAUCAGACUCGGCUCGCUUCAUCGACUCGCAGCCCACAGAUAACAUGCUGCUGAUGCCCGCCCCCGGGGCGUCGUCUGCCCCACUGCUGGGUUCUGGGGACGGAUUACCACUAGCUGAACCGAGCGGGACCGAGGGAGAGCUGAGACUGACUGGUGAGAUGGCAGAACCAGAGACAUUAACCCUGCUUGGGUCGCGCGGUGAUGAGGUGGUCGCGCUGGAUGUGGUGUCUGAGACUGGUGACGAACAGCACCAGCACCAGGGGCAGCGAUCCGUGAUGGUGCAGAUCUCGGACGGGAUGAUCUCGUGGUGAACUAAUAUGAUCUCAUGGGCAGACUAAGGUGAUCUUGUGGGCAGACUGAGCAGAGCUUGUACCGUCUGUUCAGACGGGUGACAUCUGUCCUCGGCGGUGACAACUGGCGCCUGUCACUCCUGUCAGAACAUUGUUACCCAGUGGCCCCCAGGGAUGAAUCGUCUUUCAUUUUGUGUGUUCUUUGGAUAUAUCUGAGUGGUUGACUACAUUUUGAAAUCUUUUUGCUGGGGAGGUGUUUCAGUGUCGUUAUUGUUGCUGAGUCGAUUGCUACUAUUUAAAAGGUUGUUGCCAAAACUUCUCCGAAUAAACGCUAAAGAUAUUA
Molecule: messenger RNA, 1637 nt
Organism: Amphibalanus amphitrite
Lineage: Eukaryota; Metazoa; Arthropoda; Thecostraca; Balanomorpha; Balanidae
Product: zinc finger protein 628-like
Exons: 1
Coding region: 422-1315 (297 amino acids)
Cellular component (GO): nucleus
Source: RefSeq, a predicted model, not a curated record